Ixodes scapularis (black-legged tick) is the source of this 1003-nucleotide messenger RNA. RefSeq lists its product as uncharacterized. Gene Ontology annotation, biological process: retrotransposition. The annotation marks the transcript as partial. Gene Ontology annotation, cellular component: ribonucleoprotein complex. The transcript has a single exon. Lineage: Eukaryota; Metazoa; Arthropoda; Arachnida; Ixodida; Ixodidae. Gene Ontology annotation, molecular function: single-stranded RNA binding. The record is from RefSeq and is a predicted model, not a curated record.
AUGCUCAGCAACCCAUUUUGUUUCCUGGUACAGGUUAGUGAAUAUUUACCUUGUGGCGGUUAUCGAAGUGAUAACCGUUUUUUGGUGCUGCUGCCUUGCCAACCUACUGUAAAACGCUUGAUAAAUUUUGCUACUUCUGUUAUUUCUUGGCCGCGAAAUUUGUUGGUCUGUGGUGAUGUGGAGGCAAAUCCAGGGCCCACCGACAGAGAGCUUUUGUUGGAACUUCUUGCCGGCCAGAGCAAGAUGAAUGAUACUGUUCUAAAUGUUCUUUCCUCUCAAAAUGAAAUUAACAAAAAAAUGACUGCGUUAACUGAACGAAUUGAUGGACUGGAGCGGCAGAUAACCGGUUUAAACGCGGUGACCAAGCAAAUAAAGGACAUAGAAGCCGCAGUAUCAGGAUUUGACGCACAAUUAUCUUCACUCCAUGCUAAAGUAGAUGAUUUAGAAAACAGAAGCCGCAGAAAUAAUUUGAUAAUUUAUGGUAUAGACGAGUCUAAUACUGAGACAGUUGAAGAGCUUGAAGAGAAGGUAAAAAACGAGGUUUUUCUACAAAAACUAGGAAUAACAAUCACCGGAAUUGAGAGAUGCCAUAGGCUUGGCCGAAAAGUUGAAAACAAGCCCCAUCCAACUAUCCUCAAGUUCAUCGAUUACCGGGAAAAAUUAGCAAUAUUAAGGUCAUCUUAUAAAUUAAAAGGCACUAAGGUAUCAAUAUCUGAGGAUUUCUCAAUCAGAGUUCGCGAAAUUCGAAAGCAUUUAUGGAAAAGUGCGGCUAACGAGAAAGAAAACGGAGCAAAAGUUAAACUAGUUUAUGAUAAGCUGAAUGUGGACGGUGUGCUGUUUGGAUGGGAUGAAGGGAAGGGUUCACGCUUCAAGAUAAGCAAAACAGAUAAAUGACGGUGUAGAAGUGCUUCUCGGUCAUUGCGCUUGUUGAAUGUCAAUUGUAGAAGCGUCCUUAACAAGGCCACAGAGUUGGAAGGAAUUUUGCUCUGUCAUGAUCCUGAUA